AUGGAUGGAGAGCUGCCCCGCGCUGAGGUGGAUGGAGAAGUGUCCUCUGCCACAGAGGACCUGGGAGGAGAGAUGCCCUGUGCGGAGAGCGAUACUGAAGGGGAUGUGUCCUGUGUCGAGAGCGAUGCAGAAGGAGAGAUGCCCUGUGCUGAGACCAACACAAAAGAAGAGGCACCUUGUGCUGAGAGCAGUGUGGAAGGAGAGAUGCCCGGCACUGACAGCGAUGGGGAAGGGGAAAUGCCCUGUGCCGAGAGUGAUGCAAAAGGAGAGGCAUCUUGCUAUGAGAGUGAUGGGGAAGAAGUACCGGAUACUGAAAUCGCUGAUGCUUCAAAGAAAAUGUCUUCUAUUUCUUCUCCCUUGCGGGCGAUCAUCCGCCUGCGGCGACGCUACUGGGUGCAAAAGAAAGGCCGCCUGCAUUUAGAGCUCCCUCGAGAAAAGUCUUCAGAGCUUGCCCAUACGAGGCUGCUGCAAAGGCAGCUUUCCCUGAACCGAACUAGCCUGUAUGGCUCUUCCAUGUCCUUCUUUAAUCAGACCAGCUUCGAAACUUCCCAGUACUUCACCUUUGACACAUCUGUGGAGCAGUGCGCUAUGAAAAAAUGCAGGCGGAAAAAGAAUCGAAGGAAAUCUAGGAUAGUCUUGUAUCCAGAUAAAACAAAAAGAUACCUUCCAGCAGAGGAGAAGAGCAAGGCAAAACGCUGCCUGCUCUUGCUUAUUGUCAUUAUCUUCUUCCAGAUUCUCAAUGCAAUAGAGAACCUGGAUGAUAACCUCCAAAAAUACGACCUAGAUGGUUUGGAGAAAACAAUGCACCGGGAAGUAUUUGGACAGAAGGUUGCUGUGGAAAGUAUUAUGGAAUUACUGAAAGACUAUCUGGCUACCCACAUACACAACAAGCCUCUAGUAAUCUCUUUAAAUGGCCCGACAGGAGUUGGGAAGAGUCAUGUUGGCUGGCUGCUGGCCAAACAUUUUCGUUCCGUCAUGGACAAGGACUUUGUGCUUCAGUACUUUGUUAUGCAUCACUGCCCCAACGGGGUGGCUCCUCUUACUUGCGAAACAGAUUUGUCUGAGAAGAUUUCUGACAUGGUGACAAAAGCCGAAAUAGAAGAGAAGAUACCAUUGUUUAUUCUGGAUGAGGUUGAACUCAUGUCUCCAGUCCUGCUGGAUACUCUUGGCCGAUUCUUUGAACCCAAUCAAACCAACGAGUUCCUCAAUGCCAUCUACAUUUUAAUAAGCAACAUAGGAGGUGGUGAAAUAACAAAGUUUGUUAUCCAGAAUGCAUCUGCUGAGCUUCUGCAUCAGCAAAGGGGAGCUGAAGAACUGCUGAAUAUCAUCCAGCCUGUACUGAUCGAUGCCCACCCUCUCUGGAAAUCUGCGGACAUCAUCCCAUUUGUUCUUCUGGAGAAGACUCACGUCAUAAACUGCUUCCUAGAGGAGAUGAGGAGGGAAGGGCUGUAUCCUGACCAGAAGCAUGUUGAAAAUUUAGCGAGUCAGCUCAGUUACUACACUACAGGAGACAAGCAGUACUCCAGAAUGGGCUGCAAGCAGGUUGUGGCCAAAGUCAACCUGCUGUAG
This is a messenger RNA of Nipponia nippon (crested ibis), 1569 nucleotides long. It is a transcript of the gene TOR4A, whose product is annotated as torsin family 4 member A. Gene Ontology annotation, biological process: negative regulation of apoptotic process. NCBI's taxonomy places the organism in Eukaryota, Metazoa, Chordata, Aves, Pelecaniformes, Threskiornithidae. Gene Ontology annotation, molecular function: ATP binding; ATP hydrolysis activity. The record is from RefSeq and is a predicted model, not a curated record. Gene Ontology annotation, cellular component: nuclear envelope; endoplasmic reticulum lumen.